This is a messenger RNA of Saccostrea cuccullata (small rock oyster), 555 nucleotides long. RefSeq names its product ankyrin repeat domain-containing protein 29-like. Lineage: Eukaryota; Metazoa; Mollusca; Bivalvia; Ostreida; Ostreidae. Bases 1 to 555 code for a protein of 184 amino acids. The transcript is spliced from 2 exons. The record is from RefSeq and is a predicted model, not a curated record. Gene Ontology annotation, molecular function: protein binding.
AUGCGGCAGGCUGAUGGAAAUUCUGCGCUUAUGAUUGCAAUAAAGCAUGGUAAUGAACAAAUUACAAAGGAGCUUUUAAUAUAUGGUGCUGAUGUUAAUCAAAGAAAUACUAAUGGAGACUGUGCACUUAUAGAAGCAUCUAAAAAUGACCACAAAGAAAUUGUUAAACUACUUUGUGAAUACAAUGCAGCCAUAAACUCUAAAGGGGAAAAUGGACAAACAGCACUUUUUUUAGAAGCAGCAUAUGGUAAUGUUUCCAUGGUAAAGGUAUUGAUCAGCUACGAAGCUGACAUUAACCAAAGAUCCGAUGAUGGAAGCACUCCAUUAAUUAUAUCCUCUUACAAUCAGCAUUGUAAAGUUGUGGAUGUUUUAUUAAGAGAAGGUGCUAAGGUUAACUUAUACCAGCGAGACGGAAAGACAGCUCUUCAUUUUGCUGCUGAGAAUGGAAAUAUAAAGAUUGUAGAACUUCUUCUAAAGAACAAAGCAAAUGUUGAUAUAUAUGACGGCUUAGGAAGCUCUCCUCUACAUUUAGCAGAUGAAAAAGCUAUUUCUUAG